CUCCAAUCUCACUAUCAGAAGAAAGAGUUUCAGAAAGCCACCAUGGAUCCAUCACCUAAGAGCUUCCCAAUCCUCUCCUAUGUCAUGUCCCGCAUCACCUCUGCAAACACGGAUCCCUUAUCCGGCACCGGCACCGGCACUGAUUCCGAUUUCGUCCACAUAGACAUCGAGCAACCACCGCUGCCGUUGAUGGAGCAGAUGCCUGCUCUGAAGGACCCAGAGCUACUGGCAGCCAUGACCAAGGCCGUCUCUGAGGUCGCCCAGACCCGAUCGGUUCUCCAGUCCCUUGGCGAAUCCCCCGACCACGAGGCUGUCGACCUUGCCAAGGCUAAGAUCUCCGAAAUUGAGUCCAAUCUCUCCAAGCAACUUGAAGAGAUCGUGAUUGCUCCUCGCCCCGAGAGUGUAGAUCGCCUGGAUUGGAGGGCUCAACUGGCGAAGAAGGAGGACCAAGCUCGACAGGUCGCCGAGAAGGAGAAGGAAGGUUACAAGGCCGUGGUGCGGUUGUAUGAGAUGCAUGAGGCCUACGAGAAGCUCUUGAGGGAUGCGGAGGACAAGUUGGUCAAUAUAUAUCGUUCUGCCACUCUCGAAACUGAGGAUGGAGAGGAGGAUGUUACAUUGCCGGUUGAUGAAGAGGUGAAUGAGGAAGUUGUUAGCAUCUUGCAAGAGGCGUCAGGGAAGGAAUUGGAUAGGAUUGAUCUUAAGGGGCGUCAAUUGAGGUUUCUUCCUGAGGAGUUUGGAAAAAUUCGGGGCUUGGUCGCUCUCAACCUUUCUAGCAAUCAAUUUGAGGUUAUUCCUGAUUCAAUUGGUGGACUAGACAAUCUGGAGGAGCUAAAUCUUUCAAACAACCUUUUGGUGUCACUGCCAGAUUCCAUUGGAUUGUUAAAUAAGCUGAAAAUCCUUAAUGUGUCAGCAAAUAAGCUUACAGCCCUACCUGAUAGCAUCUCCCAUUGCGGAUCAUUGGUGGAGCUGGAUGCAAGCUUCAAUUCUCUGACAUACUUGCCCACGAAUAUUGGGUAUGAACUGGUGAAUCUGCAAAGGCUUUCAAUCCAUCUCAAUAAGAUCCGUUCUGUUCCAACUUCUAUUUGUGAGAUGAAGUCUUUGUGCCAACUUGAUGUCCACUUCAAUGAACUCCAUGGUCUGCCUCAAGCCAUUGGGAAAUUGACUAGUCUUGAGGUUCUGAAUCUAAGCAACAACUUCAGUGACCUGACAGAACUUCCUGAGACAUUUGGUGAUCUGAUAAAUCUCAGGGAACUUGAUCUCAGCAACAACCAAAUCCAUGCUCUUCCGGAUACGUUUGGUCAGUUGGCCAAGUUAACUAAGCUCAACUUGGAGCUGAAUCCACUGGUCCUUCCACCGAUGGAAGUAGUGAAUAAAGGAGUUGACGCUGUCAAGGUGUUUAUGGCGAAGAGGAAGCUUGACAUGCUAUUAGAGGAAGAACAAAGGAGUGCAGAAGAAGCAAACAACGAAGGGCAGAAUGGGUGGUUGACUCGCAGUACCUCAUGGUUGAAUAACUUUGUUACUGGAUAUUUUGUAGGUGGUACAGGCUCACCAAGAGACGCAUAUCUGGACCAGCAAUUAUGAUUUCAUAAACGUCUGACUUCUUUCGCCUUGUAUUUUUCGUGGUAUGUACAGGCUUCACUAUGAGAUGUCCUUGGUUUGUGUAAAAAACUUGCUCAUUGCUUGAUCUACUGGAACUCCCUGAGCAAGCACUGGUUCUAACAGUUUUGCUGCAUUUUCUUUUGUUUCGAGGUUAUCAAACAUCUUUGAAAUGUUCAUAAAUUUUAUGCCAAAAUAAAUGGCAAGAAGUUUUCCUGCA
Molecule: messenger RNA, 1816 nt
Organism: Telopea speciosissima
Lineage: Eukaryota; Viridiplantae; Streptophyta; Magnoliopsida; Proteales; Proteaceae
Product: plant intracellular Ras-group-related LRR protein 9-like
Exons: 3
Coding region: 43-1581 (512 amino acids)
Molecular function (GO): protein binding
Source: RefSeq, a predicted model, not a curated record